AAAAAAAAGAACCCUUGGCUCCACGUAUGACAGGCGAAUAUCUAGCCUAGACUCAACACGAACUGCACUGACUAUCUCUAAAGCCAAGGGGUGAUUUGUCUCUGUCGUUGAUAUAUACUAAUCAGGGAUUUCCAAAAGUCUCUGAAGCCUUCCAACCCAAAAUGGAGGCGGAACUUCAAACACAGAUCCCCGGCCUUGAUCAUGUAAUCUCGGAAUACUCUGUGGGUUACUUGACUCACGCCUCCAAGGCUUAUGUCGAGGAUGCAAAUGCUCAAUCACCGUUGGCGGAAGCUGCCGAUACGGUCACCGAGCUUCUUGUUUCUGCCUCUGGAGACUUCUCGGCCCAAAAUGAAGAGGCUAUCCGCAACCUUGUGGGGAAGUUCAUCUCGUCUCUGAGUGCCUCCGAUGGAGUUGAUGCGGAGAAGAGGCAGAUGCCUUUUACCGCCAAAAAGCUUGACCAGGCCAUCAAUGUCGGCUCCCAGAGAAACAUGUCCUCAACUUUGGGUCUGACAGGAGUAACGGUGGAUUUGGAAUCUGCCAACUCCAGGAAGGUCGAGUCUCGUGUGGACCGGAAGAAGCUUGAGAAGGCAGAGCGCAAGAUUCGUGCCAAACAGGAGAAGAAGCAGAUGAAGACGGUGACCUACGAGUCAUCCCGCCUGCUCAACCAGCCUGAUGAAACCAUGUCUUACGAAGAGUUCUUCAUGGCUGUCAACCCUCUUCAAUUGGGCUCCGAUUCGCAAUCCAAGAGCAAGGACAUCAAGGUCGACAGUAUCGAUAUCUCUGUUGGUGGCCACCGUAUUUUGACCGAUGCCUCUUUCACCCUGGCAUAUGGUCGUCGCUAUGGUCUUGUGGGUCAAAACGGUAUAGGAAAGAGUACUCUGCUGCGUGCACUGAGUCGCAGAGAGGUGGCUGUUCCAAGCCACAUUUCUAUUCUUCACGUCGAGCAAGAAAUUACUGGUGAUGAUACCCCUGCGCUUCAAGCAGUAUUGGAUGCCGACGUGUGGCGAAAACACCUUCUCGCAGAGCAAGAUAAAAUCUCGAAACAACUGACAGCUAUUGAAGAAGAACGAUCCUCAAUGGCAGACACGUCCACAGAUGCCGCUAGGUUGGAUCAUGAAAGAGAGGGCCUUGAUAUCACUCUGAGCGAUAUCUACGCUAAGCUUUCAGAGAUGGAAUCAGACAAGGCAGAGUCUCGUGCGGCCAGUAUCCUGGCAGGUCUUGGUUUCUCACAAGAGAGACAGCAGUUUGCAACCAAGACCUUCUCUGGUGGUUGGCGAAUGAGAUUGGCUUUGGCACGAGCUUUGUUCUGCGAGCCAGACUUGCUUUUGCUGGACGAACCGUCCAACAUGUUGGAUGUUCCGUCCAUUACCUUCUUGUCCAACUACCUCCAAGGGUAUCCCAGCACCAUUCUUGUCGUCUCUCACGAUCGAGCGUUUUUGAACGAAGUCGCUACAGAUAUCGUGCAUCAACACUCCGAAAGAUUGGACUACUACAAGGGAGCCAAUUUCGAAUCCUUCUAUGCAACAAAGGAAGAGCGGAGGAAGAACGCCAAGCGCGAGUACGAAAAACAAAUGGCAGAGCGAGCACAUCUCCAAGCCUUCAUCGACAAGUUCCGAUACAACGCUGCCAAGUCUUCCGAAGCCCAGUCAAGAAUCAAGAAGCUCGAGAAAAUGCCGGUCCUCGAAGCCCCAGAGAGCGAAUAUGUUGUGCAUUUCAGCUUUCCCGGAGUCGAGAAGCUUUCUCCGCCCAUUGUGCAAAUGUCCGAGGUUGCUUUCGGGUAUACUAAGGACAGGCCUCUACUCAAUAAUGUUGACCUUGAUGUUCAGCUUGACUCUCGUAUAGGAAUUGUCGGCCCUAACGGUGCUGGUAAGACAACCGUAUUGAAACUGUUGACCAACCAACUUCAACCGACUUCCGGUCUCAUCUCCACAAACGCAAGAUUGCGCAUUGGUUUCUUUGCCCAGCACCAUGUGGAUGCCUUGGAUCUCAACGCCAGCGCGGUGAGUUUCAUGGCCAAGACCUACCCUGGAAAGUCUGAUGAGGAAUACCGGAGACACUUGGGAGCCUUCGGUAUUACCGGAAUGACUGGUCUCCAGCGAAUGGAACUCUUGUCCGGUGGUCAAAAAUCCCGUGUCGCAUUUGCUUGCUUGUCCUUGACAAACCCCCAUAUCCUUGUUCUGGACGAACCUUCCAACCACUUGGAUAUUGAGGGUAUGGAUGCGCUCUCCGAGGCGCUGCAGAAGUUCGAAGGUGGUGUUGUUAUGGUUUCGCACGACGUAACCAUGCUGUCGAAUGUCUGCACCAGCCUCUGGGUCUGUGAUAAGGGAACUGUGCAUAAGUUUGACGGCAAUGUCAACGCAUACAAGAAGAUGAUUAGCGCACAGGCUAAUGAAGCUGGUGUGGUGCAAGCUCACUGAGGAACGUGAUAAAACAGUUAUGAUAAAAUGAGAAACUUUCUUUUCUGGAUGAUCAGAUAUUGUCAUUCUUGACUAUAAAGCAAAAUCCUGGUAGGAA
This is a messenger RNA of Aspergillus wentii DTO 134E9, 2514 nucleotides long. Its product is annotated as putative AAA family ATPase GCN20. The record is from RefSeq and is a predicted model, not a curated record. The transcript is spliced from 8 exons. Lineage: Eukaryota; Fungi; Ascomycota; Eurotiomycetes; Eurotiales; Aspergillaceae. Gene Ontology annotation, molecular function: ATP hydrolysis activity; ATP binding. Bases 162 to 2417 code for a protein of 751 amino acids.